GUCGAUCUGAAACAUACCAGGGGAUGGCGGCGGGUCCGGCAGCUGCGGGGAGCGCCCACCACCCGUAUACAGGUGCCGAGCUGCCUUCCAAGAUGUCGGCAUGCGUCAAAGACCGACGUCGCGCGGGCGUCAUCCCAUUUAUGUAUGCUUGUCCGAAGGUUUUCGGAGAAAAGCUCGGCAGGGGCUACGAUGGCACCAUAUAGAGGAGAAGCCCUGCCUGGCCUGAUGUCUCCAUCUUUGCCUCUGCAUCUCCAUCCUCUUCCUCUGCACGAGUGACAGCCGUAGACCGGUUUUUUUUCUUCUAUUCGUUCACUGAACUUCUUUUCCAUAGCAGCCUGGACGCCGACUUUUUUCUAAUAGCCAUUUUUUUUACAUUCACAAUGCGGUCACACUAUCUUCUCUCUCUGGCCAGCUUGGCCAUGGCCCUGCCCCAGCACUCAACACACAAUAUCCCCAGUCUCGUCACAAGGACACAGCUGAACCUGACGGACGAGGCGGCGGUCGAGGAGGCGUUCCAGGCGGCGGUCAAAGCCCGAGAUGCUGGGCAACGAGCCCCUCGGAAGCGGGCCAACCAGCUCAUCCCCAUCGUCGUCGGCGGCGCCCAGGCCCUCUUCGUUCCCAGCAUGAUGCUGGCAGCAGUCGGCGACGUCAUCCAGUUCCAGUUCGCCGAGGGCAACCACACCGUGACACAGAGCCCCGAGACGGCCGCGUGCCAGCCGCUGCAGAAGACGGUCGCCACGGCCGUCCACAGCGGCCACAUCCCCUACAAGGCCGGCCAAACCACCGUCGGCACCUUCAACGUGCCCAUCACCGACACCAAGCCAAUGUUCCUAUACUGCGCUACGGGCCCACACUGCCAGCUAGGCCAGGUCAUGAUCAUCAACCCGUCCAACACGGCCCAGGUCGUCAACUACGCCAAGCUGUCGGCCCAGGCAAAGGAUAAUGUCGACGGUGGCGCCCCGUCGGGAGGCAGUGCCGCUUCCAUUCAGCUGUCGGCCGCCGCCUUUGUCCCGGCCCCGCCCGAGGCGGGCGGGGGGCCGCCGCCGCCUCCUCCCGACAGCGCUCCCACACAGCCAGCGCCGCCUGCGACCUCGUCGGCUGCUGGGGGCAAAGGCAAGGGCAAGGGCAAGGGCACAGCCAGGGCCUCGGGGUCUGAAGCCGCCCAGCAGCCUGUUGCUACGGCGCCGCCGCCUGCUGCUCCUGUAGCCGCGCCGCCCGCUGCUCCUGUAGCCGCGCCGCCUGCUGCUCCUGUAGCCGCGCCGCCUGCCUCUCCUGCGGCCCCGGCCCCUCGUGCAGCCGAGGCACCUGCUGCUGCUUGAGAGGCACCAGCAGCCGAGCCAGCACCGCCCGCCGAGGGUGCUGCGCCGGCCUGAGUGACGGACAGUAUAUAGAUUGAUAACUGGGGCAGGACCUUGCAGUGCAUGUAUAAGAAUCUACUAGUGCUAUUACUGGUGGACCGGCAUCCUUAUAAUUGCCGUUCCGGAGCUCCCA
Gaeumannomyces tritici R3-111a-1 is the source of this 1491-nucleotide messenger RNA. RefSeq lists its product as hypothetical. Lineage: Eukaryota; Fungi; Ascomycota; Sordariomycetes; Magnaporthales; Magnaporthaceae. Bases 381 to 1319 code for a protein of 312 amino acids. The record is from RefSeq and is a predicted model, not a curated record. The transcript has 2 exons.